Spodoptera exigua (beet armyworm) is the source of this 829-nucleotide messenger RNA. NCBI's taxonomy places the organism in Eukaryota, Metazoa, Arthropoda, Insecta, Lepidoptera, Noctuidae. The record is from the annotation of a GenBank genome assembly.
UAACUACUAGAUAAAUAGUUGAGUAUUGAGUUUUUCUUGGUCAGUAUUCCAGUGUGACUUGUUUUGGUGUGUCUCGUUGCCAUUUUUAUAGCGUAUAACAAAACCAAAUAACUUACAAACAUGGGUGUCAAACUGUACGCUUUGGACUUGAGUCCGCCUGUGCGUGCGUGCAUGAUGGCCUGUGGUAUAUUCAACGUACCAUUCGAGAAGAUAAUCGUCAACGUAAAGGCUGGUGAAAAUCUUACUCCAGAAUUCUUAAAAAAAAAUCCUCUCCAUACAAUACCAGUACUAGAAGAUGGCGACUUAAUUAUACAUGACAGCCAUGCAAUUCUGACGUACUUAGCUGACACCUACGGAAAAGAUGACUCUUGGUAUCCAAAAGACGUCAAAAAAAGAACAUUAGUUAACCAAAAACUAUUCUUCAAUGCAGCUGUUCUGUUCCAAAAAUUACGAAACAUCACCUACAAUGUCAUAUUGAAAGGAAAGAAGACCAUAGAACAAGAAUUGUUAGAUGGUGUUGCAGAAGGCUAUGAGUUUACGGAAGCAUUCUUGUCUCGCACAAAAUACAUCGCUGGAGACCGCGUCACAAUUGCUGAUUUAGCAAUUUUGAGCACUGUGUCCACUCUAGAACACAUUCUACCAAUAAACGCCCAAAAAUAUCCAAAAUUGAAAGCCUGGUUGGAAGAAUUAAAAGCGACGCCAUAUUGUAAGAAAUAUAACGAAGAAGGUGCAAAUGCUUUGGGCGCAUUUAUCAAGGAGAGUGUCUCUUCCUGAAUCGUACUAGAAAAAUACCUGACUGUUACAUUUUGAUAAAACAACUUAAAUCAAC